Messenger RNA from Danaus chrysippus (African queen), 978 nucleotides. The record is from the annotation of a GenBank genome assembly. Lineage: Eukaryota; Metazoa; Arthropoda; Insecta; Lepidoptera; Nymphalidae.
AUGCUGCAAGGGCAUGAGCGUGCCAUCACGCAAAUCAAGUACAAUCGCGAAGGAGAUUUAUUAUUCUCUGCUGCCAAGGAUUCGAAACCUAAUGUAUGGUGGUCUUUGAAUGGAGAGAGGCUAGGUACUUUCAAUGGUCACGGAGGAGUAGUAUGGUGCCUUGACGUAGAUUGGCAGACUAUUAACCUCAUCACCGGGGGUGGUGAUAGUUCCUGCAGGCUUUGGGAUUUGGAGACUGGAAAGAAUAUAGCCACCAUAAAAACCAAUUCCUCCGUAAGAACAUGCAACUUUAGCUUUAGUGCGUACCAGGCCGCAUAUACUACUGAUAAGGCUAUGGGUCAUCCAUGUGAGGUGUUUGUAAUAGAUACUAGAACUAUUGAUGACUCACUCUCAACUCAAGCUCCUAUUCUUAAAUGGGAAAUCACAGAUUCAAAAGUUACAUCUAUGGUGUGGGGAACUUUAGAUGAAACUAUUAUCACAGGUCACGAAGCAGGUGACCUUAUCCAGUGGGAUUUAAGAACUGGAAAGAAAGUGCAUUCUGUCAAAGAGCACACCCACCAAAUUAACGACAUGCAGUUAUCCAGAGAUGGCACCAUGUUCAUUACUGCUUCCAAGGAUCAAACUGCUAAACUAUUUGACACCUCAUCACUUGAAUUGCUUAAGGAAUACAAAACUGAACGUCCCGUCAACUCGGCAGCACUUAGCCCUAUCCUAGACCAUGUAGUUCUCGGUGGUGGUCAAGAUGCUAUGGAAGUAACCACAACUUCCACCAGACAGGGCAAGUUCGAUGCCCGUUUCUUCCACCUUGUCUUUGAAGAAGAAUUCGGACGUGUAAAAGGUCAUUUCGGUCCCAUCAACAGUUUGGCGUUCCAUCCCGACGGAAAGAGCUUUGCUUCUGGUGGUGAAGAUGGUUAUAUUCGUGUACAGAGCUUUGAUCAAUCCUACUUUGAUUAUACCUUUGAUUACAACCGAGAUUAA